AUGCAAAUUCCUACGACCCUUCUCGCCACCUUGGCAACACUCUUUGCAUUCACACAAGCUCAGAAAUGCUUGUCACCUGGCCGACCUUAUUGUCAUGGUAAUGCGGUGUAUGUCUGCGAUGGUACGGGUCCGCCGCAGAUCAAGGAGAGCUGUAGUGGGGAUUGCAAGUGUAUAGACUUCAAGAUUGAGGCGCAGUGUGAUGCAUCGUGCCCGAAGACUGAAGCGGGCCCGGGACAUCCUAAGAGAACUGCUGCUCCGGAGGUGAUGUAUUGA
Fulvia fulva is the source of this 273-nucleotide messenger RNA. RefSeq lists its product as uncharacterized. The transcript is spliced from 2 exons. Lineage: Eukaryota; Fungi; Ascomycota; Dothideomycetes; Mycosphaerellales; Mycosphaerellaceae. The record is from RefSeq and is a predicted model, not a curated record. The coding region runs from base 1 to 273 and encodes 90 amino acids.